UGUUUUAACUUUUUUAUUAUAAAAAUCAAUUCAAAGAUUUUAUAGCUAAAUUCUACUCUUUUAAUUAACUCCAGAAUUAACUUUCGUCCUUAGCAGAGUGAGUUAAAUGUGCGGACGAGGUCAAAGUUCAUAAGUCAAUAUAUUCAACAACAUUUGAAGAUGAAUGGUAUGAAAACCUGUUAACUUCAUAAGACUUUUCUCAUAUUAAUAUAGUCGAGAGAAUAUGACUGAUACAGAUUUACAUGAGGCAUGUGGUGUGUUUGGAUGUGUAGCUACAGGUACAUGGCCAACACAGUUAGACGUGGCUCAUACUAUUUAUCUUGGUUUAGUUGGCUUACAACACAGAGGACAAGAGAGUGCUGGUAUUGUAACAAGUUUGGGUGCUGAGGAUUCCAAGUUUAAAACCAAGAAAGGUAUGGGACUGGUAACACAUAUCUAUGCAGAGGAAGACAUUGCUAAGCUGAAAGGCAAUAUAGGAAUUGGUCAUACUAGGUAUUCCACACAGGGAGAGUCUGAGAUACAGAAUAUACAGCCAUUUGUUGUAGAAACAGAACAUGGUCUGAUAGCUGUAGCACAUAAUGGGGAACUGGUAAAUGCUAAAUCAUUGAAGAAGAAGUUGUUGCGACAUGGUGUUGGUUUAUCCACAGGAUCAGACAGUGAGCUAAUCACACAGUUAUUGACACAUUUACCUGAGUGUGGAGAACCACAAGGUCUUGUCAACUGGGUUGGCAGAAUUAAAAGAAUCAUGGCAGAAACUCUGACAUCAUACUCCUUAGUAAUCAUGCAUCAUGACAAGAUCUAUGCUCUGAGAGAUCCCUUUGGAAACCGUCCACUGUGUAUAGGUAAACUGUAUCCUGCAGCAGCAUUCUCUGGGAAGAAAGUUAUAUCAGAUGAUGAUGUUGAUGGAUGGGUGGUGUCCUCAGAAUCAUGUAAUUUCAACAGUAUGGGGGCUAGAUAUUACAGAGAAGUUUUACCUGGAGAAGUGAUAGAAUUAAGUAAAGAUGGUGUUAAGUCAGUGUAUAUAGCUCCCAGACCAAACAAGGCACCACCUGCAUUCUGUAUAUUUGAGUAUGUUUACUUUGCUAGAACUGACAGUACAUUUGAAGGUCAGAUGGUAUAUACUGUUCGACAGAGAUGUGGUAGACAGCUGGCAGAAGAGGCUCCCGUCAAUGUUGAUAUUGUCAGUACAGUACCAGAAUCUGCUACUCCGGCUGCACUGGCUUAUGCAGAAAAGCUUGGAAUACCAUAUGGUGAAGUUUUCUGUAAAAACAGAUACAUAGGAAGAACAUUCAUACAGCCAAAUAUGAGACAGAGGAAGCUGGGUGUAGCUAAAAAGUUUGGUGUACUGACAGAAAAUUUCCGUGGAAAAAGAGUUGUACUAAUAGAUGAUUCCAUUGUUAGAGGUGUUACCAUGGUACCAAUUGUCAAACUACUCCGAGCUGAAGGAGCUGCAGAGAUUCAUAUAAGAAUUGCAUCACCACCAAUCAAGUAUCCCUGUUACAUGGGCAUUAAUAUCCCAACAUUUCAAGAACUUGUAGCUAAUGUUGUUCCUCUGAAAGAUAUGCCAGCACAUUUUGGUGCAGACAGUUUACAGUAUUUAUCGGUGGAUGGAUUGAAGAAAGCAGUGACAGAAGGGAUAAAGAAUCCUAAUGGUUCAACGGGGCAUUGUGUAGCAUGUUUAACAGGGGAAUAUCCUGUCAAGUGUGAUGACUGGUAGAUGUUAUUCAACUAGCAUUGUAAUUAAAUUAUGUUGAUGGUUAUGCUUACAUUAUUAGGGUUCCUGUCAAUAUGUUAUUUUGGGGGAAUGUCUCUAGGAAAACAUAUGUAAGAUAAAGAUAGUUCUAAAAUUUUCCAAUCUCAAAAGAUAAAAUAAAUAUUUUUAUUAAGGUAUAAACAAUGUUGCAUGUCUACAGAGAGAGAGAAUGGCAAGUAUUUACAAAUUGAAAGAUGAUUAAAGUUUCCUUUGUUAUUAAUAGAAAUGAAAUGAAAUUACUUAAAAAAAGUCUAAGUUUCGUGAAAGAUUGUUUGAUAUGUUUACUAUAUCUAUAAGGGUAGGGUUGGAUCCAGCCAUUUAAAAAAAAGGGGGGGUGUCCCAACCCAGAGUAAAGGGGGAGAGAGGGUCCAAGUAUAUGCUCCCAUUCAAAUGCAUUGAUUGUCCAAAAACAAGGUUGAACCCCUGGACCCCCCUCCCCCUGGAUCCGCCACUGAAGGGUUGCUACUCACAAUUUCAUACAUCACACCCAUGAUUUGCAAUUUGCUAUGUUGUUUAUAAUAAGUGCUGCGUGAAACACUAUUUAUGUUACAUGAUCUUAUUGGUAAAAUGACAAUUAUGCCAAGUUAACAAACACCAAUUUUAUCACGGUAGCAAUGUUUGAUGGAUCUUUAGAAUAAAUGCAUCUUCCUGAACCCAUUGAAAAGUUUUUUCUUGGUGUUUUGUAUUUGUAAUGAUUUUUUCAUCCUGCAUGUGCCUCAAUUGAAUUGUAACGAGAGUUUGUAAAUAAUGUAUCAUAGUAAUUUUGAGUUGUUUAGUUUACCAUAAGUUUACACCACUAAGUGCUAUAUACAUAUUUCAUAUUUUUUUUAUUUUGUAAUUGUUUUUAUGAAAAUGAUAUUGAUGUAUAUAUUAUGAAGAAUAUAGAUAUGGUUUGAACAUAUAUGUUAUGAAUAUGUGACUGUCACAACUGUGAACACAAGUAUCAUUAUUUGUGCGAUGCCAAAUUUUCCAACAAGGGGACGCAGCAACUAUUUGUCUCAAAUGUGGUUAGACAUGUUAAAGUUGAACAUAGAACAGUAAUUUCAGAAAAAAUGAAAAUAACUGUAUGUUUACAUUCCUAGAAUUUCCAUAGGGGGUAAGGAAAAUAUAAAAAAAAUCUUAUCUUUCCCCAGUUUUAACACAGAAUUUGAUUAAGAUACACAUGUAUUACAUUUGCCUAAAACAUAAAAUGAUACUUGAUAAAUCUUUGGCAUAAUAUGAAAUACAUGGUGACUGAAAUAUUUGUAUACUACCGCAAAAUUUUGUAAGGGUUCAAAUAAUGCUAUGAUGUUGUUGUCUGUGUUGUCCAAAGAUACAUUUGUUUUUUGGUCAAUAACUUAAAUUAAAGUGAAUGGAUCUCUAAGAAGGUUCAAACCACAAAAGGAAGGUUGGGAUUGUAUUAGGGAAUGAUGGUCUCAACCAUUUAGGAAUAAGGGGCCCUAAAGGGGUCUGCGUCCGUUCGUCUGUCCUUCCGUCCAUCGUUUAGGUUAAAGUUUUUGGUCAAGGUAGUUUUUGAUGAAGUUAAAUCCAAUCAACUUGAAACUUAGUACACACGUGCUCUAUGAUAUGAUCUUUCUAAUUUAAUGCCAAAUUAGAGUUUUUAUCCCAAUUUCCUGGAUCACUAUACAAAGAAAAUGAUAGUGUGAGUGAGGCAUCCGUGUACUAUGGACACAUUCUUGUUUGAAUCUCAAUUUAAUCAUCGUUGUUUUUGCAAAAUGUCAAUGAAUUAUAUCAUUGUCUUUGUUGAAUCUCAAUUUAGUUUAGUUAUAUUUGUCUAGAUCUCAAUUUUACUGCAUAGAAUUAACUGAAUGUCAAUGUAAUGGCAUUAUAUUUACUAGAUCUCAAUUUGAUGCAUAAUAUUUACAUGAUCUGAAUUUCAUAUGUCAUUAUAUAUUAGCUGAAUCUCAAUUUGCUAUGUUUUUUUUUUUAUAUUUUACAAAUAUCACUUAUACAUAUUUUGUCAUUUAAGAAUAUCAGUUCUCAUUAGAAUUAACAUGUAUAACAUUUGUUAGAAUGAUAUCCAUGUGUGAAUAUAUGCCAUUGUUUGUUGGAUAUCUUAUUUUCUCACUUUGCAUAACACAAUAUUAAAUAUUAUAAUACUGUAGGGAAAUAUUCCCUUUAUUUAUGCAAUUUGAUUGGCUACCCUGACAGGGAAUUUGGUAUAAUAUUCUAAUUUGAACAAAAAAGAAGAUAUCUACUGUAUUUAUGUUGAAAGCAGGGUGCUCCAUUAUAAGAUAUUUGUUAUUUUUACCUCACAGUUACAUCACUGAAUUAUAAAUGUCUCAUACUAGAGGGGAUACAUUUACGAUUUACCCUUAUGUGAAAUUCAUUGGAAAAUUCAGGAUAUUAUCUUCAUAUAGUAUAACAUCACUUGUGCCUUGAAAAGAUUAUUGCCUAGAACCAUGUUAACUUCAUCUAACACAUUCAUGAAAACAAUUUUUUGCAAUAAGUUUAUUUAUUUUUUAUAUGUUGAAAAUGUGCCAUUUUGAAAUCCCUCCAUUGCAUGAAAUUCUGAUAGUGUGUUGAAAUGUACAGAUGGGUGAAGAAAAUUUGGUUGUGUUAGAAUAAACAAUCUCUGACAGCCUGAAAUAAAUUAUACAAUAAAAUUCAAAAUGAAAAUGGGGAAUGUGUCAAAGAGACAACAACCUGACCAUAGAACAGACAACAGCAGAAGGUCACGAAUAGGUCUUCAAUGCAGCAGGAAAUAUACAAAUCUACUUGUGACCAUGAAUUGAUAAUGGGAACAGCCAUAUUUUAAGUUUUAUCCAAAUUUAUGUUUACAUAUUUUUACUGUUUUACAAUUUUGUUUAUUUUUAUACCAAAUAAAUUUGACAAG
This is a messenger RNA of Mytilus trossulus (common blue mussel), 4589 nucleotides long. Its product is annotated as amidophosphoribosyltransferase-like. Gene Ontology annotation, biological process: purine nucleobase biosynthetic process; purine nucleotide biosynthetic process. Gene Ontology annotation, molecular function: amidophosphoribosyltransferase activity. Lineage: Eukaryota; Metazoa; Mollusca; Bivalvia; Mytilida; Mytilidae. Bases 224 to 1717 code for a protein of 497 amino acids. The transcript has 10 exons. The record is from RefSeq and is a predicted model, not a curated record.